Marmota monax (woodchuck) is the source of this 1931-nucleotide messenger RNA. RefSeq names its product nescient helix-loop-helix 1 (gene Nhlh1). The transcript has a single exon. Gene Ontology annotation, biological process: regulation of transcription by RNA polymerase II. NCBI's taxonomy places the organism in Eukaryota, Metazoa, Chordata, Mammalia, Rodentia, Sciuridae. Bases 1 to 402 code for a protein of 133 amino acids. Gene Ontology annotation, molecular function: DNA-binding transcription factor activity, RNA polymerase II-specific; protein dimerization activity; RNA polymerase II cis-regulatory region sequence-specific DNA binding. The record is from RefSeq and is a predicted model, not a curated record.
AUGAUGCUCAACUCAGACACCAUGGAGUUGGACCUGCCUCCCACUCACUCGGAGGCCGAGUCCGGCUUCAGCGACUGUGGGGGUGGGGCAGGCCCCGAGAGUGCUGGGCCGGGGUGUCCGGGCGGGGGCCAGGCCCGGGGGUCAGAGCCCGGAGAGCCUGGCCGGAAAGACCUGCAGCACCUCAGCCGGGAAGAGCGCAGGCGUCGGCGCAGGGCCACUGCCAAGUACCGCACGGCGCAUGCCACGCGGGAGCGCAUCCGCGUGGAGGCCUUCAACUUGGCCUUCGCUGAGCUGCGGAAGCUGCUGCCCACGCUGCCUCCGGACAAGAAGCUCUCCAAGAUUGAGAUCCUGCGCCUCGCCAUCUGCUACAUCUCCUACCUGAACCACGUGCUGGACGUCUGAACUCAGCCGGCCUCCAGCCCCGGACUCUCCCCUCCUUCUGGGGCCUCUCUAGAGUCCCUUCUACUGCUCAUUGCUUAGAGUGGCCUUCUCCUCCCCAUCCCAAAGGCAUCAGGCCCAGACAGUGCCCACCGCUGGUCCUGAAGGCCACUUUCUUUUACUGACCUAGGCACCCCUGAUGGCUGUUCUCAUGGGUCCCUUCAGGGGGUUGCUGUUGCUGUUAGGGUCAGAAUCUGGUCAGAAUCAUUCGCUAGAGUGAUCAGAACAGGGCCCUGGUGGAUUUCCUAAACCCAGCUGUCUCUGGGCUGCUGCUUUUUCUACCCCUAUGUCCAGAUUUUCAGACUCCAGACCCGGACUCUCUUCCAUCUGUUCUAGCCCGUGGUGCGGAUGGCGCAUCAGACCUGGAAGGGUGUAAGGCUGGGGUUGGAGUCAGGAAUGGGCUUCUUCAGUAUGCUUGGGGGAGAGGAGGGCUCUUGGGAGAUAGGAGGUGAGUGAAAUAACACAUGAAAGGGGAAAUCUCAGUAGCCAGGAAUAAUAGAAAACUUUUUUGCUUUUCUUUUGUCCAUCUUAUUCCUGAGGCUCAGCACAUACAGACCUCAGCUCUUACUCAGUAGUGAGUGCCUUGCCUUUGCUGAGUUAUUUGGCUGUUUCCCUGCCCCUUACCAUUCCAAUUUUCUCCCUCCCUGUGUGCCACUGAAGGGAAAAAAAAAAAAAAGGAAAAACCUCAAUCCCUCAAUCCUGGGAUGGGGGUGACAUCUCCAAAUAGCAUGUGGUACCUGUAGAAGGCCCAGGCCAUGGGUGGGUGGGGCAGCCCUGACAGCCACUUUCUCCUCCAUCCCAGCCCACCCGGAGGAUGGACAGAACCCAUGCUGUCUCCUCAUUUAGAUGCAAGGGGAUGCCCUAUUAUUGCCCUCCAGGGCUGCUCCUGGUCUUAGGGCCUAUUUAUUACAUUUUUCCCCUUUUUCUUUAAGCUGCCAUUGCAAAAGAAGAGACACCCCCACCCCACCUCAUGGCUCCCCCACCCCAUGGUGCUGAGCCCCACUCACUCAUCAUAGCCCUGGGCCAGCAGAAUGAAGGACCUUAGAACCUGUCUAGAAGAAAUGAACUUACUGCAUUUCUAUGACCUCUCCACCCUCAUACCAAACUCCUAGCUCUACAAGGAUAUUUAUUUAUGUAUUUAUUUAUUUAUCUAUUUAUUUAUUUAUUUAUAAAUAUUACUAUUUAUUGCCGAGUUGUGCACUUUGGGGUAGAUGGAGGGGGGCUCCCGGCUGUAAUAGCUGGGUCUCUCUGGCUCCCUUCCUGGUCACUCCUCUCCUUUUCUUGCCCCUUCUCCAACUCCAGGUGUGUGUGGGAACCCUGCCCCCUUGCUCACCACACCCAUAUCCCUUCCUCAGAUCACCUGUCUUGAACUCCUGGUCCUCUGGGGCAGUGCCCCUCCCCAACUGCUGGGCUCCUGGAUGUCCUUUGUCAACACCCUCUAUCCCCUGACGAUCCCACCCAGUCCCAGCCACGUCCUUCCUCUCUCCAGCCUU